Quercus robur (English oak) is the source of this 2160-nucleotide messenger RNA. RefSeq lists its product as uncharacterized. The transcript has a single exon. Lineage: Eukaryota; Viridiplantae; Streptophyta; Magnoliopsida; Fagales; Fagaceae. The coding region runs from base 1 to 2160 and encodes 719 amino acids. The record is from RefSeq and is a predicted model, not a curated record.
AUGACUCUGGUCCACCUAGAUUUUCUUGCUUUUGGACACUUGUUCUCCAACGGUAAAAACAAAAGCCAUACUUGUUUUUGCGUAGAUAAGGAAGACAAGUUGUCCACCAAUACUGACGACCUUAUUGCAUUUUGGGCUCCCUUCCUUUUGGUACACCUGGGUGGACCAGACACUAUAACUGCAUUUGCCCUUGAGGAUAAUGAGCUCUGGCUUAGGCACUUCAUCAGCUUCAUAGUCCAACUUGCGGUGACUGUAUACGUCUUCUUGCUCACAUUUCCUGAAAACAAGCUAUUCAUCCCAACAUUGUUCAUGUUUGGGGCAGGAAUCAUCAAGUAUCUUGAGCGAACACUUGCCUUGUUUCUUGCAAGCUUGGGUAGGUUCCGAGAUUCCAUGCUUAGAGAACCUGAUACGGGGCCCGACUAUGUAAAGCUCAUGGAGGGAUAUUCUUCAAAGAAAGAAACUGGACUACCAACACAUAUAGAAUUCAGAUCAGAGCCAGGUAAAGAAUCAAAGCUUGCAGCUAUUGGGAGAGAAGGACUAUUAACCGAUUUUGAAGUGAAGACAUAUGCUUACAGCUACUUCCAAAUAUUCAAGGGACUCAUCGUUGACCGUACCCUCAGCUUCCAUGAGCGCAACGAAAGCCGAAUUUUUUUCCAGUUGAGAACAGCAGAAGAUGCGCUUAAAGUGAUAGAUUUAGAACUCAACUUCAUCCAUGAAGCUUUCUAUACCAAGGUGGUGGCGGUGCAUAGUGUGGCGGGAUACAUAUUCCGGGUUUUAUCCAUUCUUUUCGUUUUGGUGGCCUUUGGAUUCUUCUAUUCCUUGGACAAGCAUGGUUUCGUGGACAUUGAUGUCAAGGUCACCUACACUUUGCUAUAUGGUGCCAUAUUCCUGGAUCUAAUUGCUCUCAUCAUGCUCUUUUUCUCUGAUUGGACUAUUGCUUCUAUGCAUACCAAUUGGGCCAAUUGGCAAUUUGGAAAGUGCUAUAUGAAGCUUGCCGAAAAAUUUCUUCACGUAAAGAGGAUAAGGUGGAGUGUCUCUGAAUCUAGUGAUAAGUUUAAUGUAUUGAAUACGCGACGUUUGCUUCGCAGGUGGUCUGAAUCUGUGUCAUGUUUUAAUCUGAUAGUUUAUUGCCUCAAGCAACGUCCAUAUGCAGACAAAAGGCCUUUUAGGCGUUGGAUCAAUAAAAUCCUUUAUAAAUACGGUCUUUCGGACCUUGUAAAUGAUUUCUUCUGUGCAGAAAAAAUUGCAACAAAGAAACUCCCCAAAAGGCUAUGGGAAUAUAUCUUUGAAGAUUUGCUAGAGAAAUCCAAAGACGCCGCAGAUGAUGCAGAAACUACCGAGAAGAUAUACUCAGCUAGAGGUGCUUAUGCAAUCCAAGAAGGCUAUUUGGGAGGCAACUAUGAUAACAUAACAAGGAACUAUAUCGAUAAUCUUUUCUAUGAUGAGAGCCUUCUGUUGUGGCACGUUGCUACCGAACUCUGCUUUCAGAAAGAAAAAGAUGCAGCCAAUGUAGAAGGCAAUUAUGGUGGUUGCUUUUUUCUUCGGUGCGUUGCAGAACUGAUUGCUCAGCCAACUCGAAUUUUUCAAUGGCUUUAUGAAAACUGCUUUCCAAGAAAAAAAUACAAAGCUGCAGCCAAUACAGAAGGCAUUUCUGAUGAUGAUCGUGGUUUGAGCAAGUUCCUCUCAGAUUACAUGAUGUAUCUUUUAGUGAAGGAGCCUAAACUGAUGUCCGCAGUGGCUGGAAUGUGGAAAUUAAGAUAUUGGGAUACCUGUGCAGAAGCUGUAAAUUUCUUUGGCAGAAGGGGUAUAAAACGCGGUUCCAAAAUUGCCUGCAAUGCCAUCCUUGACGUGAAUACAGAAGUUGGACCUGUUUGGAUAAAGGGAGAUAGAAGCAAGUCUGUACUGUUUUAUGCAUGUAUGCUGGCCAAAGAGCUAAACAAACUGGAGGAGGAGGAGAGAUGGAAGAUAAUCAUCAAAGUAUGGGUGGAAAUGUUGUCUUAUGCUGCUAGUCAUUGCAGACCAGAAACUCAUGCACAACAAGUAAGUAAAGGUGGACAGCUUAUUUCUUUUGUUUGGUUACUCAUGGCUCAUUUUGGCCUUGGGGAGCAAUUCAAAAUCAAAGAGAGUCGUAUUAGGACAAGGUUGAUUGUGGGUAAGUAG